Molecule: messenger RNA, 792 nt
Organism: Phaeodactylum tricornutum CCAP 1055/1
Lineage: Eukaryota; Bacillariophyta; Bacillariophyceae; Surirellales; Neidiaceae
Exons: 1
Biological process (GO): protein phosphorylation
Molecular function (GO): protein kinase activity; ATP binding
Source: RefSeq, a predicted model, not a curated record
AAAUUCGCUAACAUGUACACCCUCAAAACCAAACUCCGUAAGGGAUCGUACGCAACAGUGUGGGAAUGCCAACAUUUAGAAACCAAAGAAACCUUUGCCGUCAAAGUGAUUCAACGCAAAGAACUCCAACCAAAAGACGACGAGGCCGUCCUAAACGAAGUAGCGAUCAUGCAGUCGUUAAUGGGCAACAAGUAUGUGGUGCAACUUUUGGAUUUUUACGAAGAAGAGGACUGUUUCUAUAUUGUUAUGGAGUACAUGACGGGCGGGGAUGUCUUUGAUCGUAUCGUGGAAAAGACGCAGUACACCGAAAAGGAUGCACGAGAUCUAACCCUGAUCCUCCUCAAGGCGGUCAGUUCUUUGCACCAAGCCGGUAUCGCACACCGCGAUCUUAAGCCGCAAAACUUGCUGCUCGAAUCAAAACUCAAUAAUGCCCGCAUCAAACUCGGUGACUUUGGCUUUGCUCGUCGUGUACAUACGCCUGAAAGUUUGACAACACGUGUGGGGACGCCCACUUACGUGGCCCCAGAAAUUCUAAAGAAUAUACCGCACGACCAACGCGUGGAUAUGUGGAGCGUCGGCGUAAUUAUCUAUGUAUUAUUGGUCGGCUAUCCACCUUUUUUGGAAGACAGUCAAUCCGACCUUUUCCUCAAAAUUCGAACCUGCGAUUGGAAAUUUAUGGAGAACGAUUGGAAACACAUCUCCAAAGAUGCCAAGGCCUUGAUCAAAGGCCUACUCGUGUCGGAUCCUAAGGAGCGCUGGUCCAUGCGGGAGGCUCUGCGCUGUUCUUGGAUU